Molecule: messenger RNA, 1425 nt
Organism: Phytophthora infestans T30-4
Lineage: Eukaryota; Oomycota; Peronosporomycetes; Peronosporales; Peronosporaceae
Product: protein transporter Sec61 subunit alpha, putative
Exons: 1
Coding region: 1-1425 (474 amino acids)
Biological process (GO): SRP-dependent cotranslational protein targeting to membrane, translocation; post-translational protein targeting to membrane, translocation
Cellular component (GO): Sec61 translocon complex; membrane
Molecular function (GO): signal sequence receptor activity; transmembrane protein transporter activity; ribosome binding
Source: RefSeq, a predicted model, not a curated record
AUGCGCUUCCUGCACCUGAUCCGGCCCGUCAUGUGCGUGCUGCCCGAAGUGGCACAGCCCGACCGCAAGAUCCCGUUCCGCGAAAAAGUUCUGUGGACGAUCAUCACGCUCUUCAUCUUCCUCGUGUGCUGUCAGAUCCCGCUCUACGGCAUCCAGACGUCCAAGUCGUCGGACCCGCUCUACUGGAUGCGUGUGAUCCUGGCCUCCAACCGCGGUACGCUCAUGGAGCUGGGUAUCAGUCCCAUCGUGACUUCGGGUCUCGUCAUGCAGCUGCUGGCCGGCUCCAAGAUGAUCGAAGUGGACCAGUCGCUGAAGGAAGACCGUGCGCUGUUCAGCGGCGCGCAGAAGCUGUUCGGUAUCCUCAUCACGCUUGGCGAAGCCGUGGCUUACGUGGUGUCUGGCAUGUACGGCAACAUCUCGGACAUUGGCGCCUUCAACGCUAUCCUGAUCAUCGUGCAGCUGCUCUGCGCUGGUGUGCUCGUCAUCAUCCUGGACGAGAUGCUGCAGAAGGGCUACGGUCUUGGUUCGGGUAUCUCGCUCUUCAUCGCUACCAACAUCUGUGAGAACAUCGUGUGGAAGGCCUUCUCCCCCACGACGAUCAACACUGGACGCGGCACUGAGUUCGAGGGCGCCAUCAUCGCUCUGUUCCACCUGCUGAUCACUCGCUCGGACAAGCUGCGUGCUCUGAAGGAAGCCUUCUACCGUCAGAACCUGCCGAACGUCACAAACCUGUUGGCUACCAUGUUCGUCUUCGUCGUAGUCAUCUACUUCCAGGGCUUCCGUGUGGACCUCCCCGUCAAGUACCAGAAGCUGCGUGGCCAGCAGGGCACGUACCCGAUCAAGCUCUUCUACACGUCCAACAUGCCCAUCAUCCUGCAGACGGCUCUGGUGUCCAACUUGUACUUCAUCUCGCAGCUACUGUACAAGAAGUUCAGUGGCAACUUCCUCGUGCGUCUCCUCGGUGUGUGGCAGGACGUGGAAGGCAGUGCCGGUCAGACUGUGCCUGUGGGCGGAGCCGCGUACUACAUGUCGGCCCCCAGCAACCUGGCUCAGAUCAUGUACGACCCCAUCCGCUUCGUCAUCUACGUCAUCUUCAUUCUCGGCUCGUGCGCGCUCUUCUCCAAGACGUGGAUCGAGAUUUCGGGCUCUUCGGCUCGUGACGUGGCCAAGCAGCUCCGUGACCAGCAGAUGGUGAUGAAGGGCCACCGUGACUCGUCCAUCGUGCACGUGCUCAACCGCUACAUCCCCACGGCUGCUGCUUUCGGUGGCAUGUGCAUUGGUGCGCUGUCUAUGGUUGCUGAUCUGCUGGGUGCUAUCGGUUCCGGUACCGGUAUCUUGCUGGCUGUUACCAUCAUCUACCAGUACUUUGAGACGUUCGCACGGGAGCAGGCAGAGAUGCCGCUCAGCGGUCUCUUCGGCUUCUAA